CCGUGGCAACCACAAACCAAGCGUCCAAAAUGUCGACUUUGCUGGGGAAAAGUUUAUUUGAAGUCAGUGGUCAAGGUCCUGCACCCAAUAAAGACUUCUUCCAAUUUUCUGUAACCAAGACAGAGGUUAUUUGGAGAUGGUGGAAGAUUUCUUUGAGAAGUGAUGGUAGGAACACAAAGCCAGGAGAACUGAGGGAGUCUCACAAUGACUACUUGGAUGACAGCCUGCUUCAGAGUCAGGUGAGUGUGGUGUUUGGCCCACGGAUCCUUCAGUACAGCCAGGCACUAUGUCAGGGCCACUAUGACUACCUGGAGCGUCUGCCCGACCCCCUGCUUCUCCACAUCCUGACCCAUCUGGAACUGGAGGAUGUGGCACGGCUUGGACACACCUCACACAGGUUCAGGAAGCUGUGUCGUUCGGAGGAGUUCUGGGAGCAAGCGGUGCGCGGCCACUGUGGCGCCGUGUCGGCCGAGGUGGAGGCCCUGGCCCUAGAGCUGGGCUGGAAGAGUGUCUUCUUCACCAGCAAGUUGCAGCUGCAGAAACAGAUCAGCCGCAGGAGGAAGAGGAGCCAGAAGCUACUCUGUACAGACCCGGAGCGCUAUGAUGUAGACACAAUGGUGGAGCGCAGUGAAGACCCAGAGAGCCACGCUGCAGAUAGAGAGCCAGGUUCUGAGUCGGGCCCUGGGCCGGAGCAGCUCUGUACAGACAUGCAGCGCUGUGGGGUGAUUGCGGGUCAGGGUCAUGGUGUGGCACAGGGGGACUGGAGCUCUGAUUCAGGGAGCUCACUGAAAUGACUUUUGUUUUAUCUUUACACUCUAAAUAGGAUCCUUGAGGUUUCCAUGCUGAGGAAUAGAGGACGGCUUGAUUUUGGGUGGAGACAGUACAAGUUGUUUUAGAUACAAAUAUGAUGACUAUUGAAUGUUUGAUGAAUUCAUGUUAGUUAUGCUUCUUGUCUUUCAAACAAUACAGUGGCUGUGUUGUGUUGGAAGACAGUUUCUCUCAUAGACAGUUGCCUGGCAGCAAAUGAUGUUGUGUCAAUGGCUGGAGAUGUUAACAUGUACUUUUACCCGCUGUUGUGUUGUACAUGUGCCAUAAUCUUUUUCCUUAUACAAUUUAGCACGAGCAGAACAAUAGCAUUCAGUGGAAUGAUUCAGGGAGGGCACGUUUGGUAAAAAUAAAAGGAUAAA
Messenger RNA from Oncorhynchus gorbuscha (pink salmon), 1187 nucleotides. RefSeq names its product F-box only protein 36-like. Gene Ontology annotation, molecular function: protein binding. The coding region runs from base 30 to 794 and encodes 254 amino acids. The transcript is spliced from 4 exons. Lineage: Eukaryota; Metazoa; Chordata; Actinopteri; Salmoniformes; Salmonidae. The record is from RefSeq and is a predicted model, not a curated record.